AUGUCUGGCCAGCCGAAUUUUGGCCAGCCUGCCCCUGGCUGGCCGUAUCCCCAUCAACCACACCAGCAACAGCGCCUCCAACAUGGUGCCUACCCUUACGUUGAUGGUCAUGCGAUGGGAUAUGGUCCGCCUCCUCCACAACAACAGUGGCAGUCAUAUAAUCAGUACCCACCGCCACCAGCGCCUAAUGGAGUUAUGCCGCAAGGGCAUCACCAAAUACCACAGCUGCCUUACAGGCCGCCGUUCGCAGACAGAGCCCCAGUCUAUCCACCCAUCUUCCCUCAAAACCAAACACUCAUCCCAAGAGUUCUGGCUGUCCAAAAGUCUGGGUCGAAAAGCUACACCUUGGUAAACAUAGACAAUGGCCAGGUGUUGUAUUCGGUCCACUUCUCAAGCACGAGAAUCCAAUUCUCUCGUUUCGUCAAUGGGCCGCAAUGCGGAAGCGCAAAGUUUCACACAUUUUCGAAGAAGAUAGACCUCGAGAUAGGCAACGGCCACGUCACGUUCAAGGACGAGUUCCAGAGCACCACGGGCCAGGGGUUCCUCCGGUGGAAUAAGAAGUACGACAGCUGGCUAUCAGGUAGAGGGCACCUCGCGCUGGAAAGCGACGGGUACAAGGCUGCUAUCUAUCAUCUGGACAAAGGCCCAGAUCACCACGAUCGCCAAGGAGGCCGGUUCGAGAUUCUGAAGCAGGGCCUAAACCAGGCUCAGCUGGACGAGGUUGUCAUUAGCGGCAUUGCAUAUCUAGAACAGCGAAAGACCCAGGCCCAGGCAGGCAUCGCGAACGCGAUUGACACGGUGAUGACGGCGUGA
Molecule: messenger RNA, 813 nt
Organism: Neoarthrinium moseri
Lineage: Eukaryota; Fungi; Ascomycota; Sordariomycetes; Amphisphaeriales; Apiosporaceae
Exons: 1
Coding region: 1-813 (270 amino acids)
Source: RefSeq, a predicted model, not a curated record